CCUACUUUUGCAAAAUCAUUCAUUUUUAAGUCUCCUCCCUGUCCCAAAUUUAACAUUCGAUAAGCCCUCGUCAUGGCCGUCGCGUACCGUGACAUCUGCUGCGACGGUCUCUACUACGAGCCGGACAUCCGCACGGAACGCGCCACCUUCGCCAUGUCCUGCUUCUGGGGACCCGAAGCCAUCUUUGGCGUCACGCCGGGCGUCAUCCGCACCCGCGUCGGCUACACGGGCCUCGGCACCGUCGCCAACCCCUCGUACAAGAACAUUUUCGACUACACGGAAACUGUCGAUGUCGAAUUCGACCCGCUAAAGACAAACUUUGACAAAUUGAUUGAAAUCUUUUGGAAGAAUCACGAUCCAACGGUGGCCUGCACGCGGCAGUACAUGUCAAUCAUCUUUUACCACACGCCGGAACAACGGGUCACCGCGGAGAAGACUCUGCGCCGAGAAGUCGGGCUGCGUGCGAGACCAAUUAAAACUCAAAUUUAUCCAGCAAAAGAGUUCUACGAGGCGGAAUAUUACCACCAGAAGUACUUUUUGCAAAAGUACCCCUACAUCUUGACCAUGUUGGACAUCAAGGUGGGUCUUCCCAUCAUCCGGUCGAAAGCUGCGGCGCGGUUGAACGGCUACGUGGCUGGAUACGGGACUCCGGAAGCCUUCGAAGCCGAGUGGCGACGCCUCAACCUGUGCUGCGAACUCGUCGAAUUUAUCCGCAAGACCAUCGCCCUCAAUUACAAGAAGCCCAUCGGAUGUCCACCCUACUAAUGAAUGACCAAGGAACCUGACAUGGACAAAACUUCAAUAAUAUGCAAUGAUUCAAAUGCGAAUUGAAACGUUCAAAUUCUUGUCGAGCAUGUAAAAUUUUAUGAUUUUUUGUCGACAUG
This is a messenger RNA of Folsomia candida, 884 nucleotides long. RefSeq names its product peptide methionine sulfoxide reductase. Bases 73 to 765 code for a protein of 230 amino acids. Gene Ontology annotation, molecular function: peptide-methionine (S)-S-oxide reductase activity. Lineage: Eukaryota; Metazoa; Arthropoda; Collembola; Entomobryomorpha; Isotomidae. The record is from RefSeq and is a predicted model, not a curated record. The transcript is spliced from 3 exons.